Rhineura floridana is the source of this 2696-nucleotide messenger RNA. RefSeq names its product phosphatidylethanolamine binding protein 4 (gene PEBP4). The coding region runs from base 85 to 867 and encodes 260 amino acids. The transcript is spliced from 8 exons. The record is from RefSeq and is a predicted model, not a curated record. NCBI's taxonomy places the organism in Eukaryota, Metazoa, Chordata, Lepidosauria, Squamata, Rhineuridae.
CCAAGGCCUCCUCCUGGACCACAGUUUGAGAAACUCUGUUUUUGCUCAUUGAAGAGCUUGUCCUUGUUAUGUAAAUUUGUAUAAAUGAGCAGCGAUCGUCAACGGUCUGAGAUGCUUGUGUGCCAGUUUACGAUGGAUCUUCCCAUAACUUAUUUCCUGGCAGUUGGUUUGAUUCUUACUGGUACACAAGAGGCUGCACACACAGAGGAGUGCAUCUUUGAGAAACUGCACAAUGAAGACAGCCUGUUUUGUAGAGGAGAUCUAGAAGUUCUCUAUCCAGAUCUGGGAGAUGUUGGCUGUACUUAUAUUCCAAAAUGCAACCUGUACCGUAAACGAAUCAGCAUGGAAUGGACCAGUCCAGAUGUUAUAUACCAGCAGGCAGAUGAGAAUAAGAACUACAUUCUCAUUAUGGUGGAUCCUGAUGCCCCUAGCAGAGCAAAUCCAAAAUAUCGCUUCUGGAGACAUUGGGCUGUUGUUGACAUAAGAGGUGCUGACCUGAAGAAUGGGAAUCUGCAAGGCCAUGUGUUAACAGACUACCAUCGACCCAAACCACCAUCUCACCGUGGUUAUCACCGCUACCAGUUCCUCCUCUUUGAACAGCCAGAUUACAAAACCAUAUCACUGAGCCCAGAGGAAAGUACAUCUUUAGGUCACGAAGACAAUUGCACCCUCCUGCCAAUGCGAUGGAGAUGGAGAGAGCUCUUCAUAUUGGGGGUUCCUGGGACAUGGAGAACUUUUCAGCUCAAUUUCAGCUUGGAACACCUGUGGCUUCCACCCAGUUUCUCACUAAGCACUACAAUGACUAGCAGCAGUAAUAUCCCCUUUCUUCUGAAAUGCUUUGGAAUGUUAAGAAGGCAUCGUGAUUAAGUGCUCAUGUAAUGUUAAAUAUGAAUUGGGCCUGAGUUGGUAGGAGGAGCCAAUGAUGCUUUCUUUUCACCUCCUGUUCAAUAAGGACCAUGUGUCAGGUUAUUUUCUUUAUUUGUUGGACAAUUUAUAUACCAAUUUACAAUUGUCUUUAAGCAGUGUACAAUGAAAAUAAAAAUUGCUUAAAACUAUAAAAUGGGGGUGGUGGAAUCAGAAUUCUAUUAAAAUGCCUUCUGGAAUAAAAAUGUCUUCAGUAGGCACCCAAAGUUGAAAAGGGAGGGGACCUGUCUGACCUCCACUGGGAGUUGCAUGAAAUCUGGCCCCCAAUGAAUUCACAACUCCUGGGGGGACCAUUAACCUCAGCGAUCAGACAGGGAUCUAAGGGAUCAGGCAAGCUUUGAGGUAUCCUGGACCCAAGUUGCUAAGAGCAUUGUAAAUAAAUUCAAGAAUUGUGAAUGUGGCCCAAUAGCAUAUGGGCAGCAGUGCAAGCUUUUCAGCACUGUACUUAAAUUCUGGCGAUAGUCUAUUCCCUUCAAGGGUCUAGCGGCAGUGUUUUGAACCAUCUGGAGCCUCUGGACUAGGCUUUACAUACAGCACAUUGCAAUAAUAAAAUCUUGUGGAAACAAUAUUUGACCCAAGGUUGAGAAGGGGAAAGGAACAGUGCUGUAAAAAGGCAUGAUUGGGUACAUUUUUGAGCCAUAGCAUUUCUAGGUCUCAUGAGUGUCUGUCAUGGUUCAUUUCCAGAGUGAUGCAAGAUAAGGCCUGAUUCUUAGUGAAGAUGAGGGAAAGUUAUAAAUAAAAAAAAAGGAAGUUGGGCUUGUAACAUACCGCAGGCAAAGGGGAAGAAAGUCCAAAGCACACAACUCUACUUGCUGAGUUAAAAUUAGAAGCAAGAGGAAAUGACAGUUCAGCAUGUCAUGGAAGUCAGCUAAAGAUGGACCUCUCUUUUUUAUAUUUAUCACCAUAGAGGGUGUAAUUGGUGUUUCAGAUUAAGGCUGAGGAGCCAGUAGAAAUGAAAGGUCACACUUUGUUGACAUCCUGUCAUCAGUCAUCCUUUCCUCUCUGUCUUUAAUUCCUUGUGGUGAGCAUGUUUACUUUUGGGAGAAAGGGAGCAGGAGAAUCGGAUGUUUACCUCUUGAGGAAAAUAUUUCCAUCCUUUUUUCUCCUUGUUUUGCUUCUGAGCUAUAGAAAAAAUGGGUUGUAUCCAAUGUUGUCAUAUUCGGAGAAGACCCCCCCCCCGAAAUUAAUAAAAAUUGCUUACUUAGGGCCAUUAAUUUAUUUUACUCUAUGACUAGCACCAGAUGCUAGGAGUGACCAUAGGCAAAGCAGAUUUGUUGAUGUUUUACGGUUAAGCCAAGAAUAUGAAUUGACUUUGAAUUCAAUUUCUAGUUGGAAAGCAGGAUUUUAUAAAGAAAUGUUAAAAUUCUGAAAUGAUAUAAGUGGCAUUGACUAAACUCUUGCUCCCCAAAAAGUCAUAACUGGGGGAUUCAAAGGGUGGUGCCGUGGUAUCUGAACCCCAUCAUGAGACAUCAAGCAACUAACCAGUUUCUUGGGAAACUUCUUUCAGAGAAGGCAAAGUUCAGAUCUGGCAAAUGUCAUAAAUCUGCAAAAUAACAAAAUCUUUUCAUCGUAUGCAGAAGGGACUAUCAAAGGGACUAUUUGCUAAUUUAUCAUUCACAUUUUGCAUCUUGUUUGCCUGCAUCCCAUGCAUACUUUCCUGCAACGUCUCAUUAAAAUCAGUGGGUCUUACCGCCAAAUAGACAUGCAUAGCCUUGUACUGUUGAUGUGUCGCACUGGAAUAGAAGUAAUGAAAGUUUACUUACUUAUAUUGU